AUGGCCUGGUUCUCAGACGAGCACAAUGCCAUGCUCGAGGAGCGCUUGCACCUUCCUGCAGGAUCAGCGCUCCAGGCCUAUCAAAGUGACGAUGUCCUCACAAGUCAAGCUCGAAGUAUCCUGAUUGGCAUAAUCGAUGAUUUGGCCUCUCCGCCACCAGAACUUCCACCCGCCACAAUUGACGUCUUGAUCGUCUACUUUGGUGAACUGAACGGAAUGGCCGGUUGGGUAUUCUACGAUGAAGAUUACUUCUUGCACGCGUUCGGUUUCAAAGCACCGUACUACGACGCCAUUAUAGGACCGGCGCGUAAUUUCCGCGAUCGUAAGAACAAGUUCAAGGCAUUGCAGGAAGAAGCUGAGAAGGUCGUGUAUGAUUUGGACCCCGAGCCAAAGGUCAUCAUCGACGGCGUGACUUACGGAGCUUGGUUCACUCCAGAACACUACAAAUGGCUCGAGCGCUUGACCGGACUUCCUGAGGGCCGAGUUGAACGGAUUCUCCAGAAUUGUCCGCCAGUGAUUGCUCGGGCUGCAGAAGCUAUCUUCGAAGAACCAGAAGAAUCAGAAGAGCCUACCAUCCUGGGCCGAGCCAGGUUCGGUGAUGAUUACCCAAGUGGAUACGGCAGCAGCGGCUCAGGCGAUAGACGCCACCGAUCAUACCGCGACGAGUAUCCGGAUUACCCAUCUUCAUUGCUUCCAAAUGACGGUUAUGCCCCGCACAGGUCAGGUGGCGGCGGCGGUGGCAGCAGUAGCAGCGCUGCUCCCUGGGCUCGUCCUCCAGCAUACACCCACGAAAGACAUCCCGGCCAAUUCUACCCACCACCAUAUACCACCGAACCCCUUGGACCACCAGAACGCCCCACCGGUCGUAGGCCUGGAGAAUUCUCUGAUGGUCGGGGUAUCAUUGGUGGUAGCUCCCCAUAUUCCACCGGCGGCAGAUUGAACCCAAACCCUGUCCGCAGCACCGGAGUCCUAGGCGACAGAUAUCCCAGCUCGUCCCGUGAUGACGGUCUGCUUCCUGGCGGACACUGGACUGAAGAAACUGCCGGUCGCAGUAUCUAUGGUGAAUAUGGCAACGAUGGAAGAUACCCAUUCCGUGACCCUGGUGUUGGACCUGGUGCUCGCGAGGCCAGACGUGGAUUUCGCCCAAGUCCUCUGGGCGAAAGAUCGCCUCCUAGAGUCUCUCGUUCCUCGGGACUGUCGCGACAAGGAGUAAUCAGAAGACCUGGACGCGGGCUCGGAGGCGAAGAGAGAACUGGUUCUGGAUCUGGAAGGCGCCCGGAAUUCAUCAGCGGCAUGUAUUCACCACCAAGAAGUCAGUCGGGAAGCAUCUAUGGUGGGAUCAGCCCACCAAGGAGGUCGAGGAGGAGCAGCAGAGAGCGCAGGUAUAGAUUUGUUGCUCCAAGGUAUUGGUGA
Cercospora beticola is the source of this 1413-nucleotide messenger RNA. RefSeq lists its product as uncharacterized. The record is from RefSeq and is a predicted model, not a curated record. NCBI's taxonomy places the organism in Eukaryota, Fungi, Ascomycota, Dothideomycetes, Mycosphaerellales, Mycosphaerellaceae.